This is a messenger RNA of Musca vetustissima, 849 nucleotides long. Its product is annotated as steroidogenic acute regulatory protein-like. The record is from RefSeq and is a predicted model, not a curated record. Lineage: Eukaryota; Metazoa; Arthropoda; Insecta; Diptera; Muscidae. Gene Ontology annotation, molecular function: lipid binding. Bases 1 to 849 code for a protein of 282 amino acids. The transcript is spliced from 4 exons.
AUGUUUACAAAAUUAUGUCUUCGUUGUGUGGCAGCAAUUACGGGAGCCAAAACUAUACACCUCGAAAAGGAUGAAUAUCAACGAUUGGGUCUAGAUUGCGUGCGACACGUUUAUGAUUUAUUGUUAUCGGAGGAUUGGAAAUUGAUUAAGAAAACUAAAGAAUGUGACACUGUCAGUAGCCUGGAAGAUUCGCGAUUGGGAAAAGUUUAUAAGUUGAGAUGUCAUGUAAAAUAUCCUGCAAAGGCAUUGGCGAAUGCACUACUCUAUGACGUUGCCGAUAUACCGAAGUGGAACCCUACCGUAUUAGAAUCUAUCAAACUCAAGAUUUUUAAUGAUCGAAGUGAUAUUACCUAUCAUGUUUCUGCCUCGCAUGUUGGUGGUUUAAUCAAGUCACGAGACUUCGUUAAUCUUAGAUCGUCUUGUCUAAUAGAAGAUGGAAAACUAAGCAAUGAAAGUUUGAUAUUAAAUAGCGAGGAACAGGAUCGUCUUAGAAUAUUUUGUGCCAACAAUGUUAUUCGGAAUGAAUCCGAAAACACAUUAAGAGCUAUAAAAGAGCAUCCACGAAGUUUCGGGCGCCGUGUAUGGAUUGCUGCUGCAUGUAGUGUGGAACGUAAUGAGUUGCCCACAAAUUCCAAAUAUAUUAGAGGACAUAAUUUACUAUCGGCCUUUGUUAUGCAUGAAGUGGAGGAAGAUCCCAACGAGUGCAUAUUUGAGUGGAUUAUGUGUAUCGAUCUGAAAAGUAGUUUACCAGGUUAUGUUGUAGAUAAGGGGUUUACAACUGCCAUGAUCGAUUUUGCCAAGUAUCUGCGGAAUUAUAUUACUGUGUUGAGGCAUAAACAUUGCACAUAA